ACAGCUUCUGACCGUACAGUAUAAAUAUCCAUGUACGGAUCCACUCUUUGAAUAAAACGAUUUCGUUGAAGUCCGAAGGAGAAACUUCAGUCGUCUUUUCUGAGACUCCGGCGCCGUUUUGACAAGAACAACGCAAACUAUCGUCACAACUACAAGUGUGUUUGCCAUUUCCUGGUCCUGCUCUCGACCACACCCUGAUGGUUUCGAUGGAGAAACCAGAAGAACCAGUUUGUUUACUGGGUACCGAGGUAAAGAUGCCUCCCAAAAAGAAAACCACGGACAUCAGGUCCUCUUCUGACAAGGAAAGAGACGAUCCUGGAGGCGGCAGCUCGACCUGUGCAGAGAGAGCACAGACACGUGGAGCUACAGCCUCUCAGACUGUUACAGUUACGGGCUGUGGAGGAGGAGUGAAGCAGGAGAGCUGUGAUGAUUCUGUGGGUGGACCUUCAUGUUGUUUCCCUGAGCAGAUCCAUCACUGGCCACUGAAGGAGGACACCAUCAAACGCUACCAACCUUGGCCAGUGGCAGAGGACUCCAUGGACGUAGGUGUGAUCAUGCUGUUUUAUGGUCUUUACUACGGCGUCAUGGGCAGAGACUUUGCUGAAAUCUGUUCUGACUACAUGGCUUCUACGAUCGGGUACUAUAACAAGGGCGGCAUGCCCAGCAGGAGUCUGACCAACGACAUCUGUGCAGUGUGUGGUCAGAGGAUCCUGGUGGACGUGGAGGAGGAAGGAUUCAUAGAAGACACCUACCAGCUCUCCUGUGGACACAUAUUCCACGAGUUCUGCAUCCGCGGCUGGUGCAUCGUGGGUAAGAAGCAGACGUGCCCGUACUGCAACGAGAAGGUUGACCUGAAGAGGAUGCCUCUCAGCCUCUCUACAGCCUCUCAGACUGUUACAGUUACGGGCUGUGGAGGAGGAGUGAAGCAGGAGAGCUGUGAUGAUUCUGUGGGUGGACCUUCAUGUUGUUUCCCUGAGCAGAUCCAUCACUGGCCACUGAAGGAGGACACCAUCAAACGCUACCAACCUUGGCCAGUGGAAGGGGCAGCGAAAGCAAAGACUUUUAAGAUGAUGAUAAAGUAUAUGGAUGAAGCCAUUAGAACCCAGCUGCGUAAAGACAAUAAGAUUUUUUUUGUUGUAACACAUUUUCCUCGUACUCGUAAAGAGGACGGUGCGUCUCUGAUCAUAUCUCAGACAUCAGAAAUGAUUGAACAGAAACGAGACCAACCUCACAAAGAGGUAUAUCCAAAAGAAUAUUUCUCUGUCUUCUCCACUGACAUGAGAAGUAUCCAUUUUUUUCUCUCCAAAAUAAAUAAUCUUUUUAGAAGCAAAGCUGUAAAACAGUUUAAGUAUCUCCUUGUUUAUGGACAGAAGGGGAUGAUUGUGAUAGAAGUUCUGAAAAGAGAUGGUUGUUUCGUUGAUGACCUUGACGACUUCACUCUGUCUUACAAUAAGAAUCCAUCCUCCAUCACUUGCUGUAGACAAAGAGUCAACAAAAUAGAUCAGAUAGAAUUUAAGAUAUGUCUUCAGGUAAUUAAGAAAGAAAUUGGUGGAACAGGACAGGAAAGCUCAGGUGCCUCACGUAAUUUACAGCACGGCCAUGAAACAAGGCCAGUGGCAGAUGUAUUAAAGCAGAGUGGAGUCAGUGUGAAAAGAGCAGUGGAAAAGACAGGUAGCAUCGACACUGAGGAGAUUUAUAAUUUACCAGUUCCAGAUUUUAGGAAAUGGAAGGAGGAAAGAUUCUCUUUUGGAUCUUUUCAGGUAGAACCGACUCUGAAAAAAGAAAGAAAGAUCCAACAGUCUUUUAGUGAAGUUCACAGAGUCAGGAAGCUGCUAAAACUGGGCGAGUCAGUUUGUAAAAUCAUUGUUGGGGAUGUUUGUGAAGGAACAGGUUUUGUGCUGUUUGAUAACUUCAUCCUGACCAGCGCACAUUUAUUUAAAGAUCAUGUCAGAGACGAAGAGUUGCUGCGGGAUUUAGAGGUGUUGGCUCUAUUUGACUAUGAUGAUCCGGCUCCUGACACAAAUUACUAUUACUUCACGUGUGAGAAAACACUGAUUGCCUUUGAUGAAGUCCUCGACUACGCCAUACUUAAGUUAGACCCUAAUGUUCAGAAACCCAAUGAAAACACUAGAGAAGUAAAGGUACCAUCAGGGCUUCUGGAGAAAUUUGGUCCAGUGCCUCAGGAUGGUGAAAUCUGUAUUAUUGGGCAUCCAUCUGGAGAAGUGAAACAAAUGGAUCCUACAUGUAUCAUUGAGAAAGAGAAGAGGGAUAAGGCUGUCAAUGAUUAUUUACUACAGUACAAACACACACCGUUCUUAGACACAUUCAUAGAUCAAAUCAAAAAUCAAGGCAUAGAAAACAUAUUAAUGGGUGGAAAUGAUGCAGACAAGUUUGUGACCUACAAGGUCACCUUCAUGUAUCACGGCUCCUCUGGCUCCCCAGUGAUUGAUGCUUGUGGCCAAGUUAUUGGUUUGCACACUGGAGGAUAUACCUAUGGUUUUCAAGGGUAUGAAGAGAGUGUGAUAGAGUACGCCCGUCCUCUGCUUACUAUAUUCAGAAAGUUUGUGAGUGAUCUGAUGGAAAAGGGAAAUGUGCAACUGUUGGAGAGUAUUAGGGAGAUAGCAGAGAAAAACCAACACCUGCAAGAGAUACUCUACCAAACAGGUCCUCAGCCAAUGGAGGUCAAUUAGGUAUUCAUAGGUUCUGUAGGAGGAACUUAUUUUUUGUCUAUGUUCCUGUUCCACCUGGUAUACCACCUGUCACUCAUGUUUUCUUUCUUCUUACUGGCUUACUAUGUGUCAGUUUCCCCACUGGAGCUCUGUCUUAGUCACUGUCUUAGACAUUUCCCUUUUCCAAACCUCAUACAGUGACAUUUGAUUCUUUUGUUGUACUGUCAUUGAUCUGUGAUUGUCAUUGGUUUCUGAACUCUGUGUGGACAUUUUGAACAUCUGGAUUUUGUUUAUCUCUUGACAGCGCCUUUUUGGACUCUUGUUUAGUUUCUUUGGUUCUGUUAGUACUUCCUGUUGUUUUUCUUUAAUCAAGUUACUCUUGUUUGGGGUUUUUGAGUUGUGUAUUUCCUGUUUUAUUUUCCUGAACUAUGCCUGUUAUUUUGAGUUUAAAUAAAGCAUAUGAAAAUCCA
This is a messenger RNA of Toxotes jaculatrix (banded archerfish), 3139 nucleotides long. RefSeq lists its product as uncharacterized. Gene Ontology annotation, molecular function: ubiquitin protein ligase activity; metal ion binding. The record is from RefSeq and is a predicted model, not a curated record. Gene Ontology annotation, cellular component: Golgi membrane; endoplasmic reticulum membrane. Lineage: Eukaryota; Metazoa; Chordata; Actinopteri; Toxotidae. The transcript has 10 exons. The coding region runs from base 198 to 2690 and encodes 830 amino acids.